Messenger RNA from Linum tenue, 1014 nucleotides. Lineage: Eukaryota; Viridiplantae; Streptophyta; Magnoliopsida; Malpighiales; Linaceae. The record is from the annotation of a GenBank genome assembly.
AUGUUUCUUGGAAUGAGGCUUUUCAAUCAUCUACCUUCGAUUCCAGUCCAGGCUUUAAAUGUGUCUUCUAGACCCACUGGUUUAUCUCUCAAGCCUGAGACCAACAUCUCCCUGAGUUCCACUGACGGAUCUGUUCUUUUGAGCUUCAAGAGGACAAAUCUUACAUGGGUGACUCAACAAGAUGCAGAUGUGGUUGAGCUCUUUAUCUAUCUUGGGGAGCCUUGUCAUGUCUGCCAGCUUCUUCUAACGGUGUCCCAUGGUACAGAUGACUCAACUUCUCCAUCAACCGUCGAUGUCAGGACAGGGCGCUCUCUAGAUGGGCUUAAGUUGGUUGUGGAGGAAAAAGAAGGAGAACGAGUGCGCCAGGGAGGGGGGGAUGCAUUAUAUAUUGGGAGAAUAUGCAGAGUUGCAACCACCCUUGCAUUCCUUGCUCAAGUUUCUCAUGAAGACAAAAUUAACGCUGCUAUCGACCUUAGGAACAUUGAUGAUGAUGUUAUAGAUUUUUGGAAUAUCUCUGGAAUUGGGGAGUAUUGUUCUGGUGGCCAGUGUGAAGUUCGUGCUGAAAAAGGAACUUCUCGCCAUUUUUCUCCUGCAUUGUCAUCCGCAGGAAAUGAGCAAUCAAUAUUUAAGUGCUCUCAGUGUAGACGGAAGGCAUGUAAAGUGUGUUGUGCUGGAAAAGGAGCUCUUUUGCUGGCGAGCUACAACUCAAUGGAUGCCAGCUACAAUGGACUUGAGAGUGGAACAAGCUAUGGGAGCCAGGCUGACAGUUCAGCUAAUCAUGUAGUGCCAGUAGAUGGCUUCAUUUGUAAACGAUGUUGCCAUGAGAUAGUGCUCCAUGCUUUACUCCUGGACUAUGUAAGAGUGUUAAUUAGCUCGAGAAGGAAAAACAGGGCAGAUAAUGCAGCUUGUCAAGCUUUGGGCCAGGUUAUAGGAUCUUCUUACACAAGCUCCUAUACGGAUAGGAAUCACUUGCUGAAUUCCCUUUUGCUAGCUUCUUUCACUCAGUAUGAUUGA